This is a messenger RNA of Aspergillus puulaauensis, 1461 nucleotides long. RefSeq lists its product as uncharacterized. The transcript is spliced from 6 exons. Gene Ontology annotation, biological process: fatty acid biosynthetic process; secondary metabolite biosynthetic process. The coding region runs from base 1 to 1461 and encodes 486 amino acids. The record is from RefSeq and is a predicted model, not a curated record. Lineage: Eukaryota; Fungi; Ascomycota; Eurotiomycetes; Eurotiales; Aspergillaceae. Gene Ontology annotation, molecular function: 3-oxoacyl-[acyl-carrier-protein] synthase activity; fatty acid synthase activity.
AUGGUCCAGAAAGAACCUAUAACGAUGCCCAUCGCCGUCGUCGGCAUGAGCUGUCGUUUUGCAGGAGGUGCUACUAGCCCGGAGAGGCUCUGGGAGCUCUGCGCUGAAGGGCGCAGUGCCUGGUCGAAAGUACCCCAAAGUCGGUUUAACCAGGCAGCGUUCUAUCACCCCGAUGGUCAGAGAUCAGGCACCAGCAACGCACAAGGAGCACACUUUCUUGAGGAGGAUGUUUCAUUGUUUGAUGCGCCGUUUUUCAAUUUUCCAGCCGAGGUGGCCAACUCAAUGGACCCCCAAGUUCGCCUGCAACUAGAGGGGGUAUUUGAGGCCCUCGAGAGCGCCGGCAUCUCGAUCGAAAAAAUCGCAGGGACGCAGACGUGUGUCUUUGCUGGCGCAUCCUUUCGAGAUUACCACGAUAGCCUGAUGCGUGACCCGGACAUUCUGCCUCGUUUUUUCUUGACCGGCAAUGGCGCAGCCAUGAUAUCUAACAGGAUAUCCCACUUUCAUGACCUGAGAGGGCCCAGCAUGACGGUGGAUACGGGGUGUUCCACGGCAUUGACGGCCUUGCACCUGGCUUGCCAGAGUCUCCGCGCGGGCGAGUCGACUACCUCGAUUGUUGCCGGUUCUAAUAUAAUGCUCAACCCUGACAUGCUCGAGACGCUGGCGAGUGUAGGAUUCCUUUCGUCUGCCGGUAAGUCCUAUCCCUUUGACGAUCGAGCUUUAGGCUACGGUCGUGGAGAAGGUAUUGCAACAGUUAUUCUCAAGCCCCUAGCGGAUGCAUUGCGCGAUGGGGAUCCGAUUCGGUCAGUAAUCAGGGAAACCGCACUGAACCAGGAUGGCCGCACUCCAACCCUUACCUCACCUAGCGAACAGGCUCAGGAGGAAUUGGUUCUCUCCUGUUAUCGAAACGCCGGCCUAGACCCUACCGAGACGACUUAUGUGGAAGUCCACGGUACAGGUACACGAGUCGGGGAUCUCAUAGAGAUAUCUGCACUCAGCCGAGCCCUGAACUGUGACAGACCGGUAAAUGAACCGUUAUUCAUUGGCUCUGUGACAUCAAACAUCGGCCAUGCGGAGACAGCCAAUGGCCUCGCAAGUGUCAUUAAGGUCGCCAUGGCCUUUGAGAAAAGAAGUAUCCCCCCGAAUGCGAACUAUCAGAACCCGAACCCCGAAAUUGAUAUCGAAUCAUUAAAUGUAGAGGUCCCAGGCUCCCUCAAACCAUGGCCAUCGAGCGUCUGUAGGCGGGCAUCGGUUAACAACUUUGGGUACGGGGGAACGAAUGCCCACGUUAUUAUGGAGCCUGCACCACAAGAUAGGCCCGAGCCCUAUACCAAUGGACACCAUUCGGGAGCCAAUGUGCCUCGAGCUUUCGUUCUUAGUGCGAAGGACGAGACGGGUACUCGUAAGAUGAUGGCGCAUUUGGCACAGUAUCUGAGACAGGCCAACGUCGAGAAAGAUGAGUAG